UCAUCAAGAAAGAAACAGGCAAGCUUAGACAUGUUCUUCAAAGGAAAACGUAAACCCAAGGAUGUUGAAGAGACCAAAGAGGCUAAAGGCACUAAAGCCAGGAUCUAAGGGCAAGAAAGCUAGUGCCAGCAAGCAUGAAGAGACUAAGGAAGUAGUUAAAGCAUCCAAGCAUAAGAUUAUUACUGAUGUAAGUGAAGACAGCUUGAAUAGCUAUGAAGACUUUGUUGGUCAUCUUGGCGACUGGCAAGAACCCCUUGCUGAUUACCUUGCUACACCACACUUUAAGCAGAUCUAUGAGUAUGUUAAGCAGGAGUAUGAUUCAACCCUCUGUUUCCCUCCAAAAGAACUCAUCUUUAAUGCCUUUAAGAAAGCUAACUUCAAAGAUGUCAAGGUCGUUAUCGUGGGACAGGAUCCAUAUAUUAAGGUAAAUGAAGCAAUGGGUCUCUGCUUCUCAAUUCCAAAAACCACUAAAUGCCCUCCAUCUCUUAAGAACAUUUACAAAGCAUUAAACAAGGAUAAGAAGGUUGAUUUCAAGACCCCAUCACCUGUGCACGGAGACUUACAAAGCUGGGCAGAUCAGGGUAUCCUGAUGCUCAACGCAGCCCUGACUGUCAGGGCUGGAAAGAGCUUCAGUCAUGCAAAAUCAGGCUGGCUCAAGUUCACUAACGAGGUGAUCAAAGCCAUCAACAAAGAAAAGGAGGGAAUCGUCUUUCUGUGCUGGGGCGGUAAGGCUCUGGACAUUUGCAAGCAGGUCGAUACAUCUAAGCAUCAUGUGCUCAAGCAUGGACACCCCUCUCCAUUAGCUCAGAAGUUCCAGAAGUUUGAAGAAUGAACUCAUUUUUCAGAGACUAAUGAUAUCUUGGUCAAGCAAGGCCUUGAGCCUAUUGAUUGGAAUUUGAAAUAAUUUAGAUAAGAUUUAUUAAAA
Messenger RNA from Moneuplotes crassus, 925 nucleotides. NCBI's taxonomy places the organism in Eukaryota, Ciliophora, Spirotrichea, Euplotida, Euplotidae. The record is from the annotation of a GenBank genome assembly.